Molecule: messenger RNA, 1639 nt
Organism: Biomphalaria glabrata
Lineage: Eukaryota; Metazoa; Mollusca; Gastropoda; Planorbidae
Product: THUMP domain-containing protein 2-like
Exons: 10
Coding region: 131-1624 (497 amino acids)
Biological process (GO): tRNA methylation
Molecular function (GO): tRNA (guanine) methyltransferase activity
Source: RefSeq, a predicted model, not a curated record
AAAAAAUCUAGUCCAACUAACAGAAUAAAAAAAAUCACUAACAAUACUUCCAAAUGUGAUUCUACAAAUUAGAUCUAGAUAUCUACAUCUAUUUCUAGAGCUCUUUGAGACUAAUUAUCUUCAGCAACUCAUGGCAUCUGGGCUUACUUUUUUCGUGACUACUGGUAGAGGAACUGAGACAUUUGCAGUGGAAGAAAUAUCAGAAAAACUGAAUUGCCCCGUUAUCAAAAAAAGGGAUGGUAAAGUGUUUUUCAUGGUUCCUUUCUGUGAGCAAAUGAAAGAACAACUUUUUGCCUUGAAGUCAGUUGAACGAAUAUUUGUUGCUAUUACUGAUUACACAAACAAAAAUUUUAUUCAAGACAAGAGAACUUUCCUAAACAAGUUUAUACAGGAACUGUCAGACAAAGAUAAUUUUACAAGUGCUCAAAAAGUGAUUGAAGUACUAGAAACUUUGUCUUCUGAAAAGUAUUCUACAUGUCAUCAGAACUCUGAGAGCCAUGCUUGUUUACCUAAAAACUGCUGUAAAAAGAAAAAUGAUCCAGCCACACUUGCUAAUUGUGCAGAACAACCUCAGAGCACCUUGGCAAAGGAAAUGCCACCCUUGAAAAAAGCAAGGUUGGUUAGUUGUGCCCAAGAAAAGAAUAAUAUCAACACGGAUCUUCUUGAAGCAUUAGACAGUCACUCUCAAGACUUGACUGGUGACACAAAUAAAAUAAAAGAAGUAUCAAGGCUUUGUUGUGAAUCAACAAAUGCAGUACCACAUUUAGAAACUACUUCCCUUGUUGAUACAAACAAUUAUCAAGUGGAUGGAAAAAUUAUCAAGAGUUUUAAAACUUUUCGUAUUUCUAUUAAAUGCUCUGGAAAAGUGAAAAGAUGGUUGGAUAUAAAGAGACUUUCUAAGAAUUUAGUUUGGCCAAUAACCAAGGCUACUAGAUGGAAGGCAAAUUUGCAUCAUCCUGAUUUUGAGAUAUGCAUUCAUAUAAGCGAUGAAUUUGUAACAGCAGGUAUUCCUUUAACAAAGUUUCCCCUGUCAAAGAGAGAUUAUAAAGUAGACUCUGGCUUGAGAUCAACCAUUGCAUGGAUUAUGUCACAUUUGGCUAACAUUCAGUCAGGUGAUAUUGUAUUGGACCCUAUGUGUGGCAAGGCUACUGUGCUUAUUGAAGCCAACUCAGAGUAUAAAACUAGUUUGUACUUAGGAAGUGAUUGUGAUACAAAUCAGAUAACAAUAGCUAGGCAAAAUGUGUCCAGCUGCAGUGACAGCAUCUCAACUGUGUCACUAGUCCUGGCUGACGGGCUAGACAUGCCUUACAGAGAUAGUUGUAUUGAUGUAGUGAUCUGUGAUGCUCCUUUUAAUCAGAAUCAUAAAAUUCAUGCUGACAACAUAGAACAGUUUUACCUAAAGUUUUUGAAAGAGAUCUGCAGAGUUCUAGUGCCCAAUGGCCGCUGUGUAUUACUUGUAUUGCAUGAAAUGAAAGAAAAAUUGAUCAAUCAACUAAUCUCAGGUCCAGCCAGACUUCAAAUUUCUAAAUUUGAUUCUGCAUAUUUUGUUCCAUUAAUUUAUGUUGAAAGUCAUCCAGUUAAACUGGGAGAGACUCAAGCUUGUAUUCUAGUACUUAACAAAUAAACCAAUGUCUCAGUG